Messenger RNA from Trichomonas vaginalis G3, 948 nucleotides. RefSeq names its product 1-alkylglycerophosphocholine O-acetyltransferase protein. The transcript has a single exon. The record is from RefSeq and is a predicted model, not a curated record. NCBI's taxonomy places the organism in Eukaryota, Parabasalia, Trichomonadida, Trichomonadidae. Bases 1 to 948 code for a protein of 315 amino acids.
AUGAAAUAUCGCGGCAUUUUAUGGGAAACACAACCUCCAUUCGAUGAAAAAUUUACUCACCAAACAGAACUUACACCUACUACAGUAGAAGAACUAAAAUCCCUAAGAAUUCCGCCAACAUAUGAAGGAAAAUAUCUAAUCAUUCAAAUAAUAUUAUUUUUAAUAAUAGGAAUCCCACGUGCUAUUAUAGCAUCUCUAUAUACAAUCAUUAUUGGCGGUAUAUUUGUGUUUUUAGUUGCAAUCUGGAGAGCAUUAGGUUGCCCCGAAGAUCUUAGACAUUAUUUGAUGAUAUAUUGGGCAGCUGGUGCUCGUGUUUUAUUAUUUUUAUUAGGCUUUUUCAAAAUUAAUUUUCACGGAGAAAUCGACUCUGACAGUAGAUUUAUCGUUUCGAAUCAUUCUUGCUUUUUCGAUUCAUGGCUAUUCUUACCUUUUUAUCCAAAGCCAUUAGAAAAGAAAGAAAUUUUCCAACUUCCUAUUAUACGAGAUAUGGUUGAUAUUUACGGAGGUAUUGCUGUUGAUCGAUCAAAGUCAUGCGGCCUGACUAAAGAAUUACUCAGAAAUGCAGAAGAUCAGAAUAAGCCACAAAUUUUCUGCACGCCUGAAGGUGCUUCGACAAAUGGCGAGUAUAUGUACAGAUUCCACCUCGGAUCGUUCUUAUCAGACCUUCCUGUUCAGCCUGCGGCAAUCAGAUACACAUUAUGGGGAACAAACCGGAAAAUUUCGACGAUAUCGUUUUUCCAGAACCAUGUUCGCCAGUGGAUUGCUUUUCUCGGCAUUCCUGCCAUUACAGCAGAUGUAUUUUUCAUGGAUGUAAUGACAAUCAAAGCUGUAGCUUCUUGCGAGCCAAGAAGAUUUGCGGAUGUUGUUUCCCUCGCUAUAGGAAACAAAAUUGGCGUAAGAGUAUUAGAUCUUACGACAAGCACCCUCUUCAAGAAUAAGCAAUUAUAG